This is a messenger RNA of Microthlaspi erraticum, 1155 nucleotides long. The record is from the annotation of a GenBank genome assembly. Lineage: Eukaryota; Viridiplantae; Streptophyta; Magnoliopsida; Brassicales; Brassicaceae.
AUGCGAGUUGCCCUAUCUAAGCAUUCUCGAUUUGUCAAACAACAACUUCAGUGGUUCAAUCCCUCUUUGUAUGGGAAAUCUCACACUACUCUUACAGAUCUAAACCUUCGCCAGAAUCGUCUUAGUGGUGGUCUUCCGGAGAAUGUCUUUGAAAAUCUAAGAUCACUGGAUGUCGGUCAUAACCAGUUGGCGGGAAAGCUUCCAAGAUCCUUGAUCCAUUUCUCCAAUCUUGAAGUUUUUAAUGUGGAAAGCAACAGAAUCAACGACACUUUUCCCUUCUGGAUGAAUUCUCUUCAGAAACUGCAAGUUCUAGUCUUACGCUCAAACGCAUUCCAUGGACCCAUACAUCAAGCCUCGUUUCUUAAGAUGAAAAUCAUCGACAUAUCCCAUAACCACCUCAUCGGAACUUUGCCAGCAGAUUACUUUUUGAACUGGAGUGCCAUGUCAUCACUUGAAGUUAGGAUGAACGAAGAUCAGUCGACUGAACCUUACAUGGGAGAUAAAUCAGGUUAUUACCAGGAUUCAAUGGUUUUGGUAAACAGAGGUGUAGAGUUGGAGCUGGUACGUAUCUUAAAAAUCUACACAGCAAUUGACUUCUCCGGAAACAGAUUCGAAGGAGAGAUUCCAAGUUCCAUCGGCCUAUUGAAAGAGCUUCAUGUGCUCAACUUGUCAAAUAAUGCUUUCACUGGGAACAUCCCAUCAUCUAUGGGGAAUCUAACAGCUCUCGAGUCACUGGACGUUUCCCGAAACAGGCUCUCAGGAGAAAUUCCACAGGAGUUAGGGAAUCUCUCGUCCCUGGCGUACAUGAACUUCUCUCAUAACCAGCUUAGAGGUCUCGUACCGGGAGGCACUCAAUUUGGAACACAAAACUGCUCAUCUUUUGAGUACAACUCAGGACUUUUUGGCUCUUCUCUUGACGACGUUUGCAAAGAUAUCCACAUUCCAGCAACGCAACAGGAUGAGACACCAGAGGCAGAGGAAGAAGAUGAAGAUGAAGAAGAGGUGUUUAGUUGGAUUGCAGCUGCCAUAGGAUUUGGACCUGGUAUUGUGCUUGGAUUGACGAUUGGAUACGUAUUGGUUAUUUUCAAACCAGAGUGGUUCACGAAUCCUUUUGGCCGAAUCAAACACAGAAGCAGAAGCACCACUACUCAUUAG